AGAAGAAGAAGACGGCGUGUUAUUAGCUCCAAAAAGAAAGUGCCUAGAAGAGAAAAUCGAUAUGGAGACGUUGAGCGAGUCGGCUUUGAUGAGUCUCCUCGCGAAGGAGGCGAGGGCAAAGGCGCGGGCGAGGGCAAGGGCAAGAACCAAAGAAAAGAAGCACAACUAUUGCACUAGUAGUUAUAAUAGUAAUAAAAUUAGGUCGAAUUAUAAUAUGGGAAAAUGCGCAGGUUGGAGCUCUCAGAUCUCGAACCAACUCUUCAGAACAGUAACGAGCCACCUUGAUCAAGAUCAAACUCUAAGAUCCCCAAACUUGGUCGGGGAAAUUAGCCAGGAGAAAGAAGCUGGCCUUUUUCGGAUGAGGUCUAAUGCUCGUAAAGAUGAUGAUGAUGAUGAUCAAGAAGAGCCUAGUGUUGUGAUGAUCAAGAGGAACAAGUUGAAGUUUCCUUUGAUUUCUAGCGGUACUUAUGAUCACCAUCAGGGACAGUUUUGUGGGAUCUCAAAAGGUGAAUCUUCGAACAGCGCUAUGAUCUACUCUUCUCCAAGCUUAUUAUUGACUCAAAAUUGGGACAACAACAACAGCAACAAUAUCAGUACGGCCUCUCCACACUCGUCCAGCUUUUGCUUGCCGACGUGAAUCUUUCAAAGCUAAGAAGAUCAAAUCUGUGGCCAAGACUUGAGAGGGGAGAUUCAUGAUCAGAUACACAAGGUUCGAA
Molecule: messenger RNA, 716 nt
Organism: Morus notabilis
Lineage: Eukaryota; Viridiplantae; Streptophyta; Magnoliopsida; Rosales; Moraceae
Exons: 2
Coding region: 62-637 (191 amino acids)
Source: RefSeq, a predicted model, not a curated record